Messenger RNA from Medioppia subpectinata, 618 nucleotides. NCBI's taxonomy places the organism in Eukaryota, Metazoa, Arthropoda, Arachnida, Sarcoptiformes, Oppiidae. The record is from the annotation of a GenBank genome assembly.
AUGUUUCCAUCCAACGUAUGGCUGGGCCAUCACGUGUGCGUAAUGAUCACCGGCGCCAGCCGUGGUCUCGGCCGACAACUCGCGCUCUCAUUGGCCCAACACUUCGCCGACUAUCACCGGCGACGAGUGGCCGACAGUCCGGCCACCGCUGACACCGACUAUUCCCUAUCAUUCGUGUUGCUCUCGAGGGACGGACCGGCGCUGCAGACACUAUCGCAAGAGUUGUCGGCCAUCGAUAUCGACGGCCAGCGGAUCCAUACGGUGGACAUCAUAUGCGGUUCACUCGACGAUCACAUGACUAUUCAGUCGUUUGAGAGGACGUGUGAGACGAUAGCGGCCGACACGGGCCGCGCCUACGACCAGCUGGUGAUCGUACACAACGCCGGAUCGCUGGGCGAUGUCUGCCAAUUGACCGCCGAUUACGGGUCGGACAGCGGCGCGAAGAUCGCCGCCUAUUUGGCGCUCAAUCUGACGAGUGUUAUGCAAAUGACGGGCAUUUUCUUGAGACACUUCCGGGCCGUACAGCACAAGACGAUUGUCAAUAUCACGUCGUUGGCAGCCGUGUCGGCCUUUAAAGGGCUGUCCCUCUACUGCAUCGGUGUUGUGUGUUUUGUAUAC